This is a messenger RNA of Plectropomus leopardus (leopard coralgrouper), 1924 nucleotides long. The record is from RefSeq and is a predicted model, not a curated record. Lineage: Eukaryota; Metazoa; Chordata; Actinopteri; Perciformes; Serranidae.
UCUCCUCUAUUCUCCUCUCUUCUUCUCUCCUCUCUUUUUCUCUCCUCUCUUCUCUCGAUGGACUGACAGCAGUGUGAAUGGUGCUCGCACUGUAAAUUUGUUUGUUUCGUUUCAAGUUUUUUUUGUGUAUUUCUCUCAUUUUUCAUCUUUCUCUGGGCUGCAUCAUUGCUUUCUCAUUGGCUGUUUUGCUUUGUUGUUUUUCCACUUUUAAAGACUGCUGGUUUUCACUUUUAAAAUGUUUUAUAUUUUAUUCGCUGCAGAAGCGCCACGCCGUCACCUAAUAAGACUACAGGAAGCCGAGCAGGACGCGACCGAUUCGCUGGAGAGUCCUACACAGUUCUAGGUGACCAGGAAAUGACUGGCGGGUGUCACUACUGGGAGCUCCGCCCCCUCGCUGAUUGGAAAUCGCUCAGUGUGGGCGUGGCCUAUCGGGCCAGCCUUGGACGCUUUGACCAGUUAGGGAAAAGUGCGGGUUCAUGGUGUCUCCACGCCAGCCAAUGGCUGCAGAGCUCAAUCGCUGCGAAGCACAACAACCGAGCGAAAGCACUUGAUUGGCCGCUGCCCCAGAGAAUCGGAAUUUACUGCAACUAUGACAACGGUGAUUUAUCCUUCAUCGAUGUUGAUCGUCUUCGUCUUCUCUACUCCUUCAAAACAAAGUUUAGCCAGCCGCUCGUCCCCGCCUUCACCGUUUGGUGCGGCGGUAUUUCCAUAAUGACUGGUCUGCAGGUGCCGAGCUUCAUGGGUAAUUUUCUCUCCACCAGUCAGAGUCUCAGUAACCUGUCCCAGUAGAUGGACCUCCAUUCAACUGUUUUUAUUUAAUUGUUAUUUUAGUUAAUUAUCAUUAAUUUAUUUGUUUUAGAUAUUUGUAUAUUUCAAUUUAAUACAGUAAUUAAUAUAUUACAUGUUGUCAUUAUGAAAUAUGAAUUAAAGAUAUAAAUGUUUUCAUAUUUUAAGAACUGUAAUGAAUUAAGAAAAUAUAUUGAAUAGUAUUUCCCGCACAGAGCCACGCCCCUGUUUUAGUUUUUGUGCUUUUAUUUUUACGAUGUAUUAAAUUUGCCUGUUAGCUCUGGCUUUUAUUUUGACAGUUCUAUUUAAUAACAUUUAUGAAGGCCAGCUGGAAAUGUAGAACUUAAUUAAUUGCCAGUCGCGGCAUUGUUAUGAAGACGCUGGGUGAUGUUUUUGCGUUGUCAUAGCAACGUUUGUUUCUAAAUGGAAGAAUCUGAAUUUGACCAAAGCUACAGGAAACAAGUUUGCCUGUUCUCUCAAGCUUUUUUCAAGGCUUUAGCAUGAUGUAACCCAGUUGUUCACUGACAUUUUUAGAUGUUGAUAUUUGGCUGAAUUUGGCUGUCAGGUGAUCAAAAUUCAGUGUCGGUACAUCCAAUGCCAACAUCAGUUUGACGUGGAAUACUGCCGACAGAGCAUGUUGAUAUUUUGUUGGUUUUAAGUUUUAAAGAAAUUAAAUCCAAUGUUUUAAGCAUCUCAUGCCAACGCGUUGUUGAUGCAGAAUAAAAACAUUUUAACUUAUGAAGAACAAAACUUAACAUCUGUGAAACGUCAGAAAUUUAACGACCACACAACGUAAAACUCUGACAUCAUUCGACACCUUUUUAAUUUCACUGUCAUUCAACCAAAUUGUAAAGUCUGUCUGAAAUCAUUUUCAUGUCUGAUGGAAGUUGGGACUUUAUUUUAAAUUGCAUGAGGAAGUUCUAUGUGUAAUUAAUGUGAGUUUAUUAUGAAAGACCUCAAUAGAUUCAUUGUGAGUAUUUGAUGGUUUUAUUUUGAAGCUUAGCAUAGAAUUCCCUGUCAUUUUGAAGAAAAACAAAGUUUUAGUUUGUAGAAUAACAUAAAUACUGUGUUUUACAGAUAUAUAUUUUUUCUGUCUAACUUUAGACUCAGGAUGAUAUUUAUUUAAAUUUUGUAUGGA